GUCAAUUACCACCAUGUUACCGCAAGAUUGGAAUAAUUUAGUUGAAGAAGUGCACCAGAAAUGCGUCGCUUAUGAUUACAAUGAAGAAGAAGACAGAACACUCAGCGAAUUCAUCAUCAAUCUGGUCCAGCUUGGCAAAACUCCCGACGAAAUCAACGGUGAAUUGAAAGAAUUGGUUGGCUCUGACUAUGAUCUUAAUCUGACGGACUGGAUUUUCGCUCGCAUUGGUGAAAUGGAGAAUCCUCAGACGACAGUGACGCACAGUAAAACGGAAAACCGGAAUCGCAUUUUUGCCCAAGCUAUUGGAGAUGUUAAUAAAGAGAUGGCACCUUCGCGGUUCACCAGCACGAGUCAGCGACGUGCCGUUGAUCGAUCCCGUUCACGAUCGCCGGAGCGAAGGCAACACCGACCGUCCUACCGCGAAGACGACAACAGAGAUGAGCGAAGAGACGUCUUUUCACGUUUAGGAAACAGUCGACGCCAUGAUCGACAACAAGAGGACCCUGAAGUUUCCAUGUCAACCAAUGUGUUUGAUCGCCUUGGUACCACACAACCUGCAGUGAACAGUCCCCACCCACAAGAGCGAUGCAAGUUCUGGCCUUCUUGCGCCAAUGGGGAGCAAUGUCCCUAUUUCCAUCCCAAAACACUAUGCCCUGAUUAUCCCAAUUGUUCCAAAGCAGCCAACGAGUGCAUGUUUAUCCAUCCCGCCGGUGAUCCUGUCAAGCCGACGGCCCCCAUCCAGAAACAAACAAUGUGUAGAUAUGAUCCUUACUGUACCAAGCCUACUUGUCCAUUUCUCCAUUCGACAAAUGUCACUGCGCCCCCCGCUCCACGACCGAUUCAUCGGAUUCCUGUCCCUUGUAUCAACGGAACCGCUUGUGUUCGACCGGGAUGUCAUUUCACACAUCCUAAUGACCCUGUACCAGAGGUGGAUAUUCCUUGUAAAUACGAUGGCGCGUGCACUCGACCUGGGUGUUUCUACAAACAUACGGUUCCUCCGUUCUCCACCCGUGGCGGUAACAAGACAUUGGUUCUCACAGGGCAAGAACCAACAAGCCAGCGGCAAUUUUCCGUUCCUGAAAGCGACAUUGAAGAACGCAUCUUGGUUGGAGAAAGCGCUGAUCUGAUCAUCAAUGACACUACAAAAACCCAGAAUUCGAAACCCGAUACCGAAACGACGGCAAUGAGUGAGGAUGUUUAGGGGAUUUACGCAUUUAAUAAAGUCAUAGACAAAGGGCAUCAUAAUUUUUUUCUCGAC
Messenger RNA from Radiomyces spectabilis, 1258 nucleotides. RefSeq lists its product as uncharacterized. Gene Ontology annotation, molecular function: metal ion binding; poly(A) binding. Gene Ontology annotation, biological process: regulation of mRNA stability. The transcript has 8 exons. The coding region runs from base 14 to 1201 and encodes 395 amino acids. Gene Ontology annotation, cellular component: cytoplasm; nucleus. The record is from RefSeq and is a predicted model, not a curated record. Lineage: Eukaryota; Fungi; Mucoromycota; Mucoromycetes; Mucorales; Radiomycetaceae.